Messenger RNA from Salpingoeca rosetta, 4140 nucleotides. RefSeq lists its product as uncharacterized. The record is from RefSeq and is a predicted model, not a curated record. The coding region runs from base 73 to 4140 and encodes 1355 amino acids. The transcript has 20 exons. Gene Ontology annotation, molecular function: UDP-glucose:glycoprotein glucosyltransferase activity. Lineage: Eukaryota; Choanoflagellata; Craspedida; Salpingoecidae. Gene Ontology annotation, cellular component: endoplasmic reticulum.
UUCACACUCGCACACACACACCCACCCACCACACAUUCGCAAAUCGUGCACACGUCAGCAACCGAAACUGGAAUGAAGAUGCUGUGCAGUGCGAGGAUGAUGGCGUUGGCUGCUGCGAGUGUGGUGGUGAUGGUGGUGGCAGUGUGCUGCCCCAUGGCAGUGCAGGCGCAGACAUCAGUAGCAGUUGAGAUGGAUGCAACCUGGGACUCUACCCCACUCUACAUGGAGGCCGCCGAGCUCCUGGGAGACGUGAGCGAACAGCACUUCUGGAGCUUUGUGGACGCGUUUGCACAGGCUGGCGCUGUCAAGCACGACCAAGACGGGUAUGAGCGAGCACUCUCCAUUACGGAGGACCUGUUAUCCGCCAGCUCAGUGGACGCAGUCAAGCUGUCGCUGAGUGCCCGCACCAAGUCACCAAAGGUGGCCAUGUUCUUCCAAAUUGGACAAGACGACAGCGCCCUGCUCAGUGCAAACGACAACUGCGAGGCUGUGGCUGUGGUUGGCCAGUCCGCCACCUGCAGCGCCGCUGACCUGAGCGCCAUCAUCUCCACGGCGUCGGAUCCUCCAUCCACCGUCUACGACGUCGAUCAUAUCCGCCCCUCCUCCUCCCGCAAUGACGUGCCGGUCGUCGUUCUCUACGCGGACAUUGGCUCGCCCUCCUUCAAGGACUGGCACGAAGCCCUGUCGCAGCUCUGUCAAGAAGGGAAAGUCCAAUAUGUGCUGCGGCAUCUGCAACGCACGCCUGCAUCGCGCAUGCGCCUGGUUGGCUGGGGCGCCGAGCUCGCCAUCAAGAAGACAGAGUACACUGUGAUGGACGACGCUGCCGUGCAAGAUGAUGAUGCUACCACCGCUGCUGUGGAUGACAGUGAGGAUGAAGUGGCUGGCUUCUCCUUCACAACCCUGCGGCGCCUGUAUCCAGACAAGACAGACGACCUGGAUGCAUUUAGGAGCGUGCUCCUGAACAACACCGCUGUCAUCAAGGAUCUUAAGGCGUGGGAGCUGCAGGACAUUUCGUUCCAGGCGGCGCAGAGGGUGAUGACAGCCAAGGAGCCCGUGGGCAUGCUCCAGCGUGUCAGCCAGAACUUCCCUUCCAUUGCACACACGCUCGUUGGCGUGAAGGUUGGGGACGCGUUUCGCAAGGAGGUGGAGACCAACCAACGCAGCAUGCAGCAGUUUGGCAUCUCCCCAGGCACGUCCGCCCUCAUUGUUGACGGGGUCUACACAGAUGUGACGUCCAACACGAACCUGUUCAGCCUGUUGAAGGUGAUUCAGAGCGAGAGCGACACGCUAGGCUCCUUGCAACAGCUGGGAACGGAUGCAGACACUGCCCACGCCAUCAACAGCCUGCUUGCGUCACACCAGGCCCCGGCCACGCCAAAACGCGUGGACGUGCGUUCCUCUGCCGUCAAGUACAUGAACAACCUUGAGAAGGACAGCAUGUACAGUCGCUGGGCUUCCAGCCUCGUCACGCUCCUGCGGCCAGGCCCGCCACCACACCAGCGCCACGUCGCCCGCAACAUGUACACGCUCACGGCUGUCAUCAACCCGGCGCGUGCUGAAGACCGCGCACUCCUGUCAGCACUUCACCACGAGGUAUUUGAGAACAAACUGCCGGUGCGCGUGGGCGUGGUGUUUGCGACGAGCCAGGGCCAGGCCGCCAUCACCGCCCGCGUGCCGGCGUUUGAGCCGUAUUCAUCGACGGAGAAGGUGAACGGUGACUUGGACGAGGACAGCGUGCCAACAGCCGGCGUGUUGGUGGCACGCGCGUUUGAGUACGUCAAGCGCAAAGGCUCCAACAUCAAGGCGUUUGCAUUCCUGACAGCACUCUUCAAGGCUAUGGCAGAUUCGGUGGCCGGCGAUGGCGGCGACGGCGAGCUGGUCGAUGUGCUGCGAGAGGCGUUUGUGGCACAGUACGACAUGAGCACGUGGGAGAAGCUGUUGCCUGCAAGCACAACAUACGACAAGACACGCAAGAAGAUGGAUGUGUUUGUGCACAAGCUUGGCCUUGGCGACAACGCAGAGCCCGUUGUUCUCUUCAACGGAGAGCCGCUCACACCGGGGCAGCCAGAUGAGGUGCUGUCGCAGGUGCACACAGCAAUGACCAGCACGCUACCCGCCAUUCAGCGUGCCGUGUACUACGGCUGGCUCUCCGACCACAGUGACGUGUUGGACUUCUUCAUGAAGCAGGGCGUCUCGUCCCGCGUGCUGCCCUCGCUCCUCACCUCCCCAUCCCACUUGCACGUGGCGCAGCCGGCCGACCCUGAGCACCCAGCAGACAAGCUGCUCGCGCACGUUGCGUACACGACCAAGCCGGAGACACACCCCUCUGUCAAGCCGAUGACAUACUGGCUGGUGGUGGACCUUGACACACGCGAUGGCCAGCUGUCGGCGUUUGAGCUUCUGCGGCGCCAACUGAGCACGUCGAAGCUUCGCGUCGCCAUUCUCCACGGCGGCGCCCGCGACACGCCGGGGCAGCAACUCGAGACGUACUUGCAGGCAGUUGCGCGAUAUGUGCCUGCAAGCAAGGCGCUUGGUGUUGCAGGGAAGGUGCUGGAGCGCGUGCUGGCUGGCGACGCCGUUUCGAAUGCGCUUGGCCAGACGGUUGUGGGCGUCAAGGCGUGGGCGGACGUGAUGGCCAAGGUGAAGGAGGACGAAGAUUCGUUCUCAUCAUUGCUUGCAAGCAAGCGCAGUAUGAUCGAAGCGUUUGGCCUUCCGCCUGCCGCCACCACCGUCAUACUCAAUGGCCACGUCUUUGGCCCCAUGACGGAUCGUGCCCUGCGUGCUGCCGAUUACCACCAGCUGGACAAGCGUCAUGGCGACAGCAUCAACACGCGUGCAAUCGUGCGCCACAUCGACCAGACGCAGCUGGCCACACCCCCAGCGUACGCAGCCGGCAGCGGCGACGAUGAUGCCCGUGCCCUGCAAUACCGCAACGAUGUUGUUGUUGGCGUGUGCGCAGUGUUGAGUCGCAGCCGUAUGCGUGCUGCGGAGAGCGCAGAGCAGGGCCAGCAAGUGCGGCGCGUUGAUCUGUCUCUCUUCAAAGGACUCGACACAACACACUCUGCACUUGAGCUCACAUCUGCGCUCGUUGGGCAGUCUGGCCGCACACCUCACCAGGUGUAUGCGAUUGUGGACCCUGCCUCUGACGGCGGCCAGCGCAUGGGCCCGGCGCUGUCGCUCCUCAUGCAGCACACCGCCGUGCACAUCACGCUGCUGCUCAACCCAACGCCACGCGUCUCCGAGAUGCCUGUGAAGCGGUUUUACCGUGCAGUCAUGCCCGCGAUCACCUUCUCCGAUGAUGGCACGCUCGACCCUGGCCCGCGCGCUGUGUUUGCCAACCUCCCACGUGCAUCGCUGCUUACGCUUGGCCUGGAGACGCCAGCAUCAUGGAUGGUGAAGAGCGUUGAGUCGAAGCACGACCUGGACAACAUCCACCUUCAGAGCAGCCAGCGCGGCGUGCACGCGGUCUUUGAGCUCGAGCACAUGGCGGUCGAGGGCUCGUGCGUUGAAGCGACGACACGCCGCCCAACAGCCGGCCUCCAGCUGGAACUCGGCACGCGCACGCAUGGCUCGAUGUACGACACGCUGGUGAUGGCGAACCUGGGCUACUUCCAGCUCAAGGCGACCCCCGGGGCGUGGCAGCUGUCCUUGCGAGAGGGCAGGUCCUCAGACAUCUUUGCGCUUUCGCGCGUGAAGGGCGCUGAUUCGCACUCGCCCCACGAUGCACCCGUUAUCCUCGUGCACGACCUGAGCGGCACGUUCGUGUCCGUGUCAGUUGAACGACGGCCUGGGAUGGAGGCUGCAAAGCUGCUGGAGGACAGCAGUGCCAUUGGGCUGUGGGAAUCCAUCAAGCGGCUUGUGCCGGGAUCGAAGCAGUCGAAGGAGAAGCAGCAGCAGCAGGAGCAGACGAGCAAUGAUGACAUGUACCGCUGCGUCGUGCAAAGGCCAAAGGAGGCGUCUUACCUGUACUUUAUGACGUUCCGAUUGGAGAUGAGUGGAGUGGAUAGCAUCCAAAGCGUCGAGAUCAGGGACAACAACGAGCUCUUGGGCGAUGACCAAUACAACCUCAGCGACCUCACAGUGUCUGCGAGUGACAACUUUUCCAACGCCCUCGCCAGCAUCGCCGUCAUCGCGUCGUAA